Planococcus citri (citrus mealybug) is the source of this 838-nucleotide messenger RNA. RefSeq lists its product as uncharacterized. The record is from RefSeq and is a predicted model, not a curated record. NCBI's taxonomy places the organism in Eukaryota, Metazoa, Arthropoda, Insecta, Hemiptera, Pseudococcidae. Bases 219 to 629 code for a protein of 136 amino acids. The transcript is spliced from 5 exons.
UAUGGCGUGUUUUACUUCUAUCAUCUCCGACACUCUUUUUGUGUCUUUUCUCACAUAUGUAGGUACCUACUACCUACCUAAAUAACGUUUUUUUUGGUAUUAUUUCUGUGUCGUGUUUACAUUUUUUUUUUCUGUAGAUACCUAUUAGACCUACCUACAGUGUUAUUAACGACUGAAUUUUUUUCACUUCUGCCAUCUGUGUUUUAAAAUACAAGAAAAUGAUGGGACAUUCAUCUAUUCUAAUCAUAAUAUUGAUUGCAUAUUUAGCAUAUUCUUUUGGUGUGAUGAUCCCUUAUAAAAAUAAUACUGCUGUCGAACACGCCUGGAGAGAAAACAUUUCUAUUACUUGUACUGACGAUGUAGAUGAAGUCACAUGGACACACUCCUUUACAAUGGGUGGUAAUUACUCGAUAAAAGUGGAGACUCCGCGCAGAAAAGUUCUUAAGAUUAAAAACGCUUCAUUGUAUAAUAUUGGGGUAUACGAAUGUGUUUCAAUAAAGAACAGAAAUGAGUUCAUGAGAAUUUAUGUUUCUUGUGAUGUUUCUUGUUGGGAAGAUGAUCCUACAGUCCAGGGAAAGUAUUACGAAACUCCAGGCCUGGGAGAAACGUAUGUCGAAAUUACAAACUGACCGUCAGGCGUCAAUUCAUGAAUGAAAAGAAUGAUCUUGAAUUAUUAUUUAUUAACACAUUUAACUAAUCAAAAACUAUGGCAUUAUUAUAUAUUCAAUGUACCUACUACCUAGGUCAGGUCUAAUAAUGAUACGUAUUCGAGUGUGAAUUCACAUACCUAUCGCAGUUUACUUGACUGUUUUGAAAAUAAAGAAUCUGCAAUUCUGCA